CUUUACGAUGGCAAUCAUAACAGUUUCGGUCCCCUCCGUUAUAUCAUAAAAACACACCAAAUUUGGACCAGAUCGGCGCUGGCGAGCUCCCAUCGAUUUCUUGUCAAUUACCUUCGCUUCGCCGGCGGGAGUGAGCUCGUCUCGUAGUAGGAAUUUUUUUCUGGCAUCUAAUCAUCCCCGAAAGAGAUGUCGCAAUCAAAAGAAGUAAGGUAUACUUCUCGAUCAAUCACACCUCCUCCAAAGAGACGUAGUAGAUCAAGAUCAUUAUCGACAUCAAGGGAAAGGAGUCGCUCUAGGAGCCAAGAUUCUAGAGAUACAAGGAAUCCUGGAAACAACUUGUAUGUAACAGGUUUAUCCGCACGAGUGACUAGCAGUGAUCUUGAGAAGUAUUUUAGCAAAGAAGGAAGGGUUCAGGAAUGCCAUGUGGUCAAGGAUCCCCGAACAAAGGAAUCUCGUGGUUUUGGCUUUGUAACAAUGGAGACUGUGGGGGAUGCAGACUGCUGCAUUAAGUACCUGAACCAUUCUGUCCUUGAAGGCCGCUUAAUCACAGUGGAGAAGGCAAAAAGGAGGCGUGGGAGGACACCAACUCCUGGAAAAUACCGUGGUGCAAGAGAAAGAAGAGGUCGUGGUCAUAGACAUUCACGCAGCUACUCACCUCAUCGACCACGUGAAAGAGAUCACCCUCAUUCAAGGGGCCGACGGCAAAGAUCCCACUCACCAUAUGAACGGGAGUCACAAAGAAGGCGCAGAGAGCAAUCAAUUUCACCUACCAGCAAUGGCAACCUCAGAUCUGAUUAGCACGCUAAUCUGCGAAUCUUCUUAUCCACUAUGUUUAAAUCAGUGUAUCAAUUAUAAGUUCUGACAGAGCAGCAGAAACUUCCUUGCUUUCUUGGAUAGGAAUGCAGGAAUUUCAUCUCCAAUCCCAACUUUGAGCUAUUGGGGUGACGUCCACGUGUAUGAUGGUUCAUCGAUCAUGUUUCAGACAGCAUGCAGUGUUGCCUUGAUGCACAAUGGGCAUUUUAUUCUGCCCACAAACAAGUUUCUCGUUAUCUUCUUUUUUUUCUUUUUCUUUUGCUCUGCAUAUGUUAAGGUUUCGCAUUUUGACAUUUGAAGGAUUGCAGGAUAAAAAGUGACAAAAAAAGGCAUACAUUGUGUCAGAAUCA
Molecule: messenger RNA, 1163 nt
Organism: Elaeis guineensis (African oil palm)
Lineage: Eukaryota; Viridiplantae; Streptophyta; Magnoliopsida; Arecales; Arecaceae
Product: serine/arginine-rich splicing factor SR45a
Molecular function (GO): RNA binding
Source: RefSeq, a predicted model, not a curated record